AAGCAGUUGUGUUGGAUGUUGAUCCUUUUUAUUUAUUUUGCUAUGAAGCCGUACGCUCCAGCUUUCAUUCUCCUGUGGAGUGCUGUCGGGAUAGCGAGGGCUGCCAAAAUUGUUGUUGUGCCGCCAAUUAUGUUUGAAAGCCAUCUUUAUAUUUUCAAGACUCUGGCCUCAGCCUUGCAUGACCAAGGUCACCAGACAGUGUUUCUCCUCUCUGAGGGCAGAGAGAUUCCUCCAUCUAAUCACUAUAGGCUUCAGCGCUACCCAGGGAUCUUUAACAGCAGCACCUCGGAUGAUUUUCUCCAGUCCAAGAUGAGGAGUAUUUUCUCUGGGAGACUGACAGCCCUCGAACUGUUUGAUAUCCUGGACCACUAUUCCAAGAACUGCGACAUGAUUGUUGGCAACCGAAACCUCAUGCGUGCCCUGAAACAGGAAGAAUUUGACCUGCUCCUGGUAGAUCCCAAUGAGAUGUGUGGAUUUGUUAUAGCUCAUCUUUUAGGGGUUAAAUAUGCCGUCUUUUCCACUGGCCUCUGGUAUCCGGCAGAAGUGGGUGCUCCAGCUCCCCUGUCUUACGUUCCAGAAUUUAACUCGCUGCUCACAGAUCACAUGAACCUAUUUGAGAGGAUUAAAAAUACCGUUGUUUAUCUUAUUUCAAGAUUUGGAGUCAGUUUUUUGGUUCUGCCGAAAUAUGAAAGGAUAAUGCAGAAAUACAAGGUUCUGCCAGAACGGUCCAUGUAUGACUUGGUUCAUGGAUCCAGCCUGUGGAUGCUUUGUACUGAUGUAGCACUGGAGUUUCCAAGACCUACGCUACCCAAUGUUGUUUAUGUGGGAGGAAUCCUAACCAAACCGGCCAGCCCUCUGCCAGAAGAUCUCCAAACGUGGGUGAACGGUGCUAACGAAAAUGGCUUUGUCCUCGUCUCAUUUGGAGCUGGAGUGAAAUACCUGUCAGAAGAUAUAGCAAAUAAGUUAGCACAUGCUCUGGCGAGACUGCCUCAGAGAGUUAUUUGGAGGUUUUCAGGAAACAAACCAAGGAAUUUAGGCAACAAUACGAAGCUGAUAGAAUGGUUACCACAAAAUGACCUCCUUGGUCACUCUAACAUUAAAGCUUUUCUUAGUCAUGGAGGUCUGAACAGCAUUUUUGAAACCAUGUACCAUGGGGUCCCGGUGGUGGGGAUUCCCCUUUUUGGAGACCAUUAUGAUACUAUGACUCGUGUGCAGGCCAAAGGCAUGGGAAUAUUGUUGAACUGGAAGACCGUCACUGAGAGUGAAUUGUAUGAAGCCCUAGUAAAAGUUAUUAAUGAUCCCAGCUACCGGCAGCGGGCCCGGAGGCUGUCUGAGAUUCACAAAGACCAACCUGGUCAUCCUGUUAACCGGACUGUAUACUGGAUUAAUUACAUCCUCCGUCACAACGGAGCCCAACAUCUACGUGCCGCUGUUUACAGCAUCUCUUUAUAUCAGUAUUUCUUACUGGAUAUUGCCUUUGUUGUACUAGUGGGUGCUGCCUUACUUUAUUAUAUUUUGGCCAGGAUAACAAAAUUUAUCCACAAACAAAGCAAACAUCUUUGGUCAAAUGAUGAACAUAGUGCUGUUAAUGGACAUUACCAGAACGGGAUACCAAAUGGCAAGUAUAGAAGAAAUGGCCACAUUAAGCAUGAAAAAAAGGUGAAAUGA
Messenger RNA from Gavia stellata (red-throated loon), 1668 nucleotides. RefSeq names its product UDP glycosyltransferase 8 (gene UGT8). The transcript is spliced from 6 exons. Gene Ontology annotation, molecular function: UDP-glycosyltransferase activity. Bases 16 to 1668 code for a protein of 550 amino acids. Lineage: Eukaryota; Metazoa; Chordata; Aves; Gaviiformes; Gaviidae. The record is from RefSeq and is a predicted model, not a curated record.